AAUCAUGCAUCAUGUGCUUGUGUGGUUUCAUUGGAAGUUACAUCAAUCUGUCUGAAACUUGUUAAUAGUGUUGCAUUACAGGUGUAUCAGCUUCUUGCAGAGCCAUUUGACACCCAUGAAAGGCAGCUUUCUGCCCUAAGUGAGUCAGGUGACCAAAACUGGGGUACAAUCGCACGUUGAGAUCCCAUCUGCCGGCAGUGUGGAAGCACAGGAGUCAAGAUGACAUUCAUCGCCAAGACCUUCUACGACCUGAGGGCCAAGACGUUGGAGGGAGACACUGUUGAUUUCAACGUGUUUAGGGGUAGAGUGGUCCUGAUAGAAAAUGUGGCCUCGCUCUGAGGCACCACCACCCGGGACUUCUCCGAGCUCAACCAGCUUCAGAGCAAGUACCCACAUCGGCUGGUGGUCCUGGGUUUUCCCUGUAACCAGUUUGGAUACCAGGAGAACUGCUCCAAUGGUGAGAUCCUGAAUUCACUGCAGAAUGUGCGCCCAGGCGGCGGCUUUCAGCCCAACUUUACUAUCUUUGAGAAGUGUGAUGUCAACGGAACAAACACACACCCGGUCUUUGCCUAUCUUAAAGACAAGCUCCACUAUCCCGAUGACGACCCCAACUCCUUCAUGCAGGACCCCAAAUUUCUGGUUUGGAGUCCCAUCAGCAGGACGGACAUCUCUUGGAACUUUGAGAAAUUCCUCGUCGGGCCAGAGGGAGAGCCCUUUAAAAGAUACAGCAAGAAGUUCCCCACCAUUGACAUCGAGCCUGACAUCCAAAGACUAUUAAGAUUAACCAAGACCUAAGAAUAGCUUCCAACAUUUUAAGAUUUCUCAUACAUCACAGUCAAAGCAGAUAUGCUGUCCUCCACACUUUUAAGCCUUAUUACAUGAGGGUGAUAUUCUGAAAUGCUGAGGGAA
Molecule: messenger RNA, 909 nt
Organism: Micropterus salmoides (largemouth bass)
Lineage: Eukaryota; Metazoa; Chordata; Actinopteri; Centrarchiformes; Centrarchidae
Product: glutathione peroxidase 2-like
Exons: 2
Biological process (GO): response to oxidative stress
Molecular function (GO): glutathione peroxidase activity
Source: RefSeq, a predicted model, not a curated record